Neoarius graeffei (lesser salmon catfish) is the source of this 4597-nucleotide messenger RNA. It is a transcript of the gene ppargc1a, whose product is annotated as peroxisome proliferator-activated receptor gamma, coactivator 1 alpha. The record is from RefSeq and is a predicted model, not a curated record. Gene Ontology annotation, biological process: positive regulation of transcription by RNA polymerase II. Gene Ontology annotation, cellular component: nucleus. NCBI's taxonomy places the organism in Eukaryota, Metazoa, Chordata, Actinopteri, Siluriformes, Ariidae. Bases 1008 to 4478 code for a protein of 1156 amino acids. Gene Ontology annotation, molecular function: RNA binding; transcription factor binding. The transcript has 13 exons.
CCAUGUCACCUGCUGCUGCUGGACGUCGGGCAGAGAGGAAAAACCCUGUCACGGGCAGAAGCAUGUGAGGAUUUUCCAUUGCGGCCGGUUCAGAGGCUGGACUGAGUGAGGGCUCUGUGCUCGUUGCAGCGCGGCUCCUCCGCCCUGCAAGCUUUCCGGAGAGCUACACCAACACCUGGCCAGAUGUGCACAGAGCCCGACACAUUCGGAGCGACACACAGGGAUGGAACACGACUCUCAGAGCUGCCGCAUGAACCAAAAGACACCAGAAAUACCCGACAAACCGCGUUUGCUCUGUGUCUGGAGAUUUGUGAUAUGAUAAAGACGCGUUUAAUAGAGCGUUUACUUUGCUGCGCGAAACUAAUUAAGGAUUAAGCGGAUUUUGUUUUAUUUUUUCCCCCCCCUUAAGCGGCACCAAAAUAGCAAUUAAGAUCGACACGGAAGCUGAAGAAAGACCAGAGACUGCAUUGAGCUCGCGCCGCAUUUCCUGUAACAGCCUACCGAGCGACCUGGGUUUUUUUUUUUUUUUGCCGUUUGUUUGUUUUUUUCCCACUUCCACUGCAAUUCCACGCGAUAAUCUAAGUUUAAACGCUGCACUGACGGAGUCGUGCGGUUGGCUGGGAGGCAGCUGGACUGGAAGGCACGGCGAGCAGAGAUUGUGCCUAUAAGCGGAAGUAGGAAACCGCCUGCCGGAGCGGCGCGUCAUCGGCGGAGCGGAGCGGAGCGGCGCGCGCGCGCCAGUCACUCACUCCUCCUCCCUGCCUACUUUUAAUAGCUGCGUCAUGUGACGGAGCGCAGUUGUAAGGCAGGUGCCCCUCGGUUCAUUCUCAGUGAGGGGGCCCUUCCCUGCACGACAGCACAGUCUGGAACGCUUGGAUUUUCACGUUUCACAUUGAUUUAUUAUUAUCAUUGUUUUUAUUUUUUUUAAUUAUUAUUAUUAUUAUUAUUAUUAUUAUUAUUAUUAUUAUUAUUAUUAUAUUUUUUUCGUACCGUCAUUCAGUGGCUGGAUGGCGUGGGACAGGUGCAACCAGGAGUCGGUGUGGACGGAACUCGAGUGCGCUGCCUUGGUUGGAGAAGACCAGCCUCUCUGCCCUGACUUACCUGAACUGGACCUCUCCGAACUGGACGUCAGUGAUCUGGAUGCAGAUAGCUUUCUGGGUGGACUCAAGUGGUACAGCGACCAAUCAGAAAUCAUUUCCAGCCAAUAUGGCAACGAGUCGUCCAAUCUGUUCGAGAAGAUAGAUGAAGAAAAUGAGGCCAACUUGCUGGCAGUGCUCACAGAAACCCUGGACAGUAUCCCCGUGGACGAGGACGGAUUGCCUUCGUUUGAAGCCCUGGCAGAUGGGGACGUGACCAACGCCAGCGAUCAGAGCUGUCCCUCCACCCCCGAUGGCUCACCACGCACCCCAGAGCCAGAGGAGUCCUCCUUGCUAAAGCAACUCCUUUUGGCUCCACCAAACUCUCAGCUCAGCUAUAAUCAAUACCCAGGCGGUAAGGCACAGAACCAUGCAGCCAGCAACCACAGAAUACGAUCAGCUGUUACCAAGACAGACAACCCCUGGAACAGCAAACAAAGAGGAGUCUGCCCCCAGCCAAACCGGCUGGUGAGACGUCCGUGCACUGAAUUGCUCAAGUACCUCACUGCCAGCGAUGAUGCCUUGCAUACAAGAGCCAGUGAAGCCAAGAGCACCUGGUCAGGCUGUGACAAGGACAGGGGUGGGCCUGGUACCUCCUUCUGUUCGUCGUCUUCCUCUCCAUCUUCUUCAUCCACUUCCUCUUUCUCCUCUUUGUCCUCCUGUUCCUCAUCUACCGCCUCAAAGAAGAAGCCCUCCUCUGCCUCCCUGUCAACGCAGCAGCAGCAGCAGCAGCUGGCAGUGCAGGCCCAGAGAGGUGAGAGCCAGGCAGCUGGGGCAUAUAGUGUGGCUGGUGAGGGGGCAGGGCAGUGGCGGAGGUGUAUACAUGGGGAGCAGUCCACCCCUGUUGUGCCAUCCUGUGGAAGUGGCUGUAGCCACACCUGCUCCAGUGAAGAGGGGAGGUCACCGCAGGGUGCUGACACAGGCAGCCUGGCUGCCGCCCGCUUCAUUAGGUAUAUGCACUCUUACUCUCUCCCGCCUAGAGAGAUGGGUCGCGCAGGCAGCUGUGGCCGUUGUCUUGAGGCGGGCGGCUGGGCUGGGGCCAGCCAUGCUGACAGGCACAUCACAAUAACUAUUAGGAAGAGGAGGCAAGCGCAAGAGCAUCCCAUGCUCAGCCAGCUACUGACCUCCAGACCCAAGCCAGCCCGUUAUCGGGCCCACCUGCAAAUAUCCAGUGUGUCCCAGACAGACAAGCAAGAUCCACCCAAAACACCUCCUAGAGACAAAGGGUGGGAUGGGCACAUAGUGAACGAUAGUCAGGAACAUCAGAUUAUAAACCCAAUUCAGGACUUCCAGGAACCUAGUCAAGCUAACUCAACAGACCUUGAGCUUUCAGCCUUGGCUGACUUGGACAUAGAAAGUUUGUUUAUGAAAUUUGAGCAGAAUAUCGAAGGGUCGAAAUUUAAAUUGGGGCAAAAUGGGGUGGAUGUUCAUGAUGAUGUCUUAGUCAGUCCCCUGUCAUUCCAUGGGGGCUGGCCAAGUCCGCUUUUCCAAGACUCUUUAGUUCCAGAGCACACCCCCUCCACCAUACAAGAGCAGAACCCACACAGACAGGCAGACUGCAGGCACCCCGAUGACCAGGUUCCACCACCGUUAGCCAAACCAACCACCUUGCCACUUCCUUUGACCCCAGAGUCUCCAAAUGACCACAAGGGAUCUCCAUUUGAGAGCAAGACCAUUGAACGCACAUUGAGUGUGGAAAUCUCUGGAACCCCAGGUCUGACACCACCUACCACACCUCCUCAUAAAGCCAGUCAAGAGAACCUUUUCAAAGUAUCACUCAAAACCAAGCUGUCUUCAGCUUCUUCAGCCCUGACGAGCAAGAAGGCCAAGCUGAGCAAUGGAAGCCCUAGCUCUCUUCCAAUCAGUAGCUCCAGCAGGAAGGCCCAUGAGAAGUCUGAGCUGUAUGCCCAGCUGAGCAAGGCAUCCUCUGCCCUGCCUCUGGGAAACUUAGAAGAGUGCCGGGGCAAACGGUCCAAGCCUCGUGUGUUUGGUGAUCAUGAUUAUUGUCAGGCCUCAAGCACAAAACAAGACAAUGGCACAUUAGCUGCCACGAUCACUGGGCCUGUAGAGGGCCUGCAUAUAGAACCUAAAGACUCAACUAUGCCAGCCUUCUCUAAUCUCACAUCCUCUUUGUCUUCCACCAGUCCCUUAUCUUCCUCUCUGGCAAGGCAGCUGCAGGGCCUUUGCCCCAUGGUUCAGGAGGCUUGUCCAGACAAGGAAGCUCAGGGGCAGGACCACAGUUCUGCACUGGGUGCCAAAACUCCUAAGAAGUGCAUCUCUGCUGGCAGGAAGCUGCUGCGAGACCAGGAGAUACGGGAAGAGCUCAAUAAGCACUUUGGUAACCCCCAGCAAGCCUUUUUUAGUGAGACUGAGCAGUGUGGGUUCCAGCCACUAGAUGAAAGUGACUCUGGGGAUGAGAACUAUUACCCUUUUGAGGCCUACAUGGACACAGGCCUGCCUGACUUUGAGGACCUAGAAGUGGGCCGUGAGCGCCUUCUUUGCUCUUGGGAAGGGACUCCACUAGAGAUGCUCUUUGAAGGCUCACCACCAUGUUCCCCAUCCAGCAGCUUGCCUUCCCAGAGUUCGGUCUCGCCACCCUCAACUCUACUCUCUCCACGUCACUUCUACAACUCCCAGUCUGGUUCACGCUCUAGAUCCCGCUCCAGAUCUUCCUCCCGCCACAGAUACAGAUCCCUGUCCAGGUCUCCUUACUCCUGUUCCCAGUCCCCAGAUAACUGCUCCCCCUCUUGGUCUCAUCAUACUGUUGAUAAGAGCACUUUCAAAUCCAGGACUAUUAAAAGUCCUCAGUCUGACUCUCACUCUGGUCUCGGUCAGAGGCCCAGGUAUGACAGCUAUGAAGAAUACCAGCAUGAACAGCUGAAGAGGGAGGAGUACCAGCGGGACUAUGAGAGACGCGAGGUAGAGAGGGCUGAACAAAGGGAGAAACAACGAAAGAGAGCAAUAGAGGAGAGGCGGGUUUUGUACGUUGGACGUCUCCGGGCUGACAGCACACGCUCCGAACUCAAGCAGCGCUUUGAAGUUUUCGGCGAGAUCGAGGAGUGUGCCAUCAACUUGAAACAUAAUGGGGACAAUUUUGGCUUCAUCACCUACCGCUACACUUGUGAUGCCUUCGCUGCCCUUGAGAAUGGACACACCUUGCGCAGACCGAACGAGCCACAGUUCGAGCUCUGCUUCGGUGGACAAAAGCAGUUCUGCAAAUCCAAUUACACAGACCUGGACUCUCAUUCUGAAGACUUUGAUCCGACUUCAGCUAAAAGCAAGUAUGACUCGAUGGAUUUCGACAGCUUGUUGCGCGAAGCCCAGUGUAGCCUGAGAAGGUAACGAGCUCCAACACACCUGCUGGCUACAAAGCGAGGGAUUUGUGAUACCUCACUUCUGUUUUGCUCCUCUGAAUAUGAGACUACUACAAGUUUUACACUCAAUGUAGAGGGAUUUUAUAA